Messenger RNA from Acyrthosiphon pisum (pea aphid), 1388 nucleotides. RefSeq lists its product as uncharacterized. The transcript has 10 exons. The coding region runs from base 135 to 1388 and encodes 417 amino acids. Lineage: Eukaryota; Metazoa; Arthropoda; Insecta; Hemiptera; Aphididae. The record is from RefSeq and is a predicted model, not a curated record.
GUAGGUACAUCAAUCGUGAUUUUGAUUUUGAACGAACGAACCGUGCGAUUAUUGCGAACUUCUUCCGGUUAUUUUUCUAAAAAAUAUCAUAAUUUUUUAUUUUAGUUAGUACCUAUACCUACACGUACACAAUAAUGGCUUUGUGUCCUAUUACGUCCACACAAGUUUUGGAGUUUUUGCCUUUGAACACGUGGACCGAGGUUUCUUUGUUACCAAAUAAAUUUAUUAAUGUAUUCUUUGUGACAACAAAGGAUAAAAUGGAUAAGAUAAUGAACGACAUGCAAUUAAUUUCAUUAUCGAGUAGCUCAUUUAAUAAAGUUACACAAUUUGAAAGAUUAAAAAUAGUAGGUGUUGAAAUUGAAGGCGAAUGGUUCAGAGGGAAACUAAUUAGUUUCAAUGAAUUUGUAACUGACAAUACUAUAAUUCAAUUAAUUGACUAUGGCCAAAUUUAUAAAACUAAAUUAGAAAAUCUGUUUGAACUUCCAUAUUUUUUUACGUAUGAUCCAUUAGUUUUACCAGUCACAUUCCAAGAUUUUAUCCCGAAUAAAACAAUAUUUUCUAUAAAACCCCUACUGGCAGAGAGUAAUCUACACGAAGGAGCUGUUCUUGUUGAUGUUAACUGUAAUGAUACAAAGUUGGACAAUUGUAUUAAUGAAAAACAAUUAUUAGAAUCAAAAAAAGACAUUAACUUUGCUAAUGAUUCAAAAAUGAUUAGUGUGAAAAAUGGUCAUGAUAAAAACGAGUCAAGCUUAUAUCCAUUUAGAACUUUCAGAAAAGAUAGCUUUAUUAGCGAAAAAAAACUGAACAAUGUGCAAUUAAAAAAUGAGGAUUAUUGCAUUUUGACUUAUUUUGAAGAUUUUACUAGUUUGUAUGUUGGGAAAGCUAUAAAAUGUGGCAAUAAUGGCAGUUACAAUUUCUUUGAAUAUGAUACUAUAUUUAACACUGCUAACAGUACAGAUAAAAUACUAAAGUAUCGUCCAGUUGUGGGAGACAAGGUCAAAGUUUUUUCAUCUCAAAAGGAUGGAUUAUACAGAGCAAAAAUAUUAAAAAAUUUUGGAGGUUGUUAUGAUGUUUUCUACAUGGACUUUGGAAAUAUUGAAAGAGUUCCAUCAAAUUGUAUUUAUGAAUUGUCUGAUGAAUUGAAGAAGCCUGGAGUAACUGUUAGUAGAAUAGGACUCGGUGAUUUAAAAGGUAUUGAAACAACUCAUCAAAUUAAAGAUAUGUUUCAAAGAUUUUGUGAUGUUAGAAAGCCAUUUAUGAUUGAAUUCAAUGAAAACUCUAAAGAUUGUCUAACAAAUGUAAAAUUAAAAGAUAUAGAAAAUGGAUCAUAUAUUAAUUCUAAAUAUUUAAUGAAACAUACAUCAACACAAACUGGUAAUAUUAUUUAA